This is a messenger RNA of Ctenocephalides felis (cat flea), 894 nucleotides long. It is a transcript of the gene Smug, whose product is annotated as single-strand selective monofunctional uracil DNA glycosylase. The transcript is spliced from 4 exons. Gene Ontology annotation, biological process: base-excision repair. Gene Ontology annotation, molecular function: oxidized pyrimidine nucleobase lesion DNA N-glycosylase activity; single-strand selective uracil DNA N-glycosylase activity. NCBI's taxonomy places the organism in Eukaryota, Metazoa, Arthropoda, Insecta, Siphonaptera, Pulicidae. The record is from RefSeq and is a predicted model, not a curated record. Bases 1 to 870 code for a protein of 289 amino acids.
AUGUCUUUGCGUAAAAAGCUUUGUACUUCGUUGAAUAAUAUUGAUUUGAAAAAAUUCAAUGAACAACAAUCACAGGAUGAAACUUCAAACAACAUUGAUUUAAGUUCAAAAUAUUUCUUUGUCACCGUCGCAGAAAAAUAUAUACAACUACAAAUUGAGCUAAUUCGUGAAAUCAAUCUAGUAUCCUUUACAUCGCCGGUCGAUGCUGUUUAUAAUCCUAUUGAAUAUGCAUUUGAUGUAUUUAAAACAUUCGUACACCGCUAUUUAAAUGGGCACAAAAAGAUUUUAUUUUUAGGAUUGAAUCCUGGACCUUUCGGAAUGGGACAAACCGGGGUUCCUUUUGGAUCCAUAACAGAAGUGAGAGACUGGCUACAAAUUACUGGCAAAGUAAAUAAGCCCAUAAAUGAAAUUCCUGCUAGACCUGUUCUUGGUUUUGAUUGCCAGAGAACUGAAAUUAGUGGAAAACGUUUUUGGGGAGUUGUACGGGAAAUUUGUAAAAUUCCUGAAAACUUUUUUAAACAUUCUUUUGUACAUAAUUUAUGCCCACUAUUGUUUUUGAAUAAUCAAGGAAGAAAUAUUACUCCAUCCGAACUUAAGGGUGAUAUCAAACAAAAUCUGAUGAAACUAUGUGAACAAUCUCUGUUAAAAGUUAUUCAAUGCAUUGGUGUUGACACAAUAGUUUGUAUUGGCAGAAUUGCACAAACACAAACACUGAAGGCACUAAAAUCAACUGGAAUUAACUGUAAGGUGGAGUUUCUACCACAUCCCAGCCCAAGAACUGUAGGAAAUACAAACUGGAAUCCAGUUGCUAUAAAACAAUUACAAGAUCUGAAUUUAAUGCAGUAUCUAUUACCACAAGUUAAUGAAUGAAAUAUCCAAUAAUAUACAUUUAUA